This is a messenger RNA of Fibroporia radiculosa, 1413 nucleotides long. RefSeq lists its product as uncharacterized. The coding region runs from base 1 to 1413 and encodes 470 amino acids. Gene Ontology annotation, cellular component: ribosome; cytosolic large ribosomal subunit. Gene Ontology annotation, molecular function: structural constituent of ribosome. NCBI's taxonomy places the organism in Eukaryota, Fungi, Basidiomycota, Agaricomycetes, Polyporales, Fibroporiaceae. The record is from RefSeq and is a predicted model, not a curated record. Gene Ontology annotation, biological process: cytoplasmic translation. The transcript has 13 exons.
AUGAGUUCAAGGCCUCCGCCGGCAAGAGGCACGCACUCUCUCUCGCACUCGCCGGGCCACACUCACUGGUAUCACACACGGCUUACAGGGACGGGAUUCAUUCUACGAGCUUAUAAUGCAAACUUGCGUCCAGUCGUUGCCGUUGGUAAGACACUCCACUUUACCUUUGCAUCCAGAGAUUUCGGGCUAAGUGACGUCGUGAAAACCCCCAGUCGCCCUGCUUUCAGUAAUAUGGAGUUUGAUCUCAUCAGCAGCUUCCGAGCCGUUAAUGUGGAUAGUAAUCAGCAUCAAUCGAAGCUCGCAACCUUUGCUAUUGUGCUGGGUGCGAUAUAUUCCGGCAUUUGCGGAAUAGAGGUAUUCGGAUUGGUCUCUGCGGCUCUUCAACGACUUUGGAUGGUUCGAAUAUAUGCAAUUCUAUCUGUUCUCAGUGCUUUGUCGGUGGUCGGCACCGGCUUGAUGAGAGUAAUUCUUCACUUUGUGCUCAAACAAGAAUUAAUUAACGAGUGCGUUUCAAUUGCCCAAGGAGAUGUUGUAGUAUAUCAAUACGGGUUUUGGGGCCCUACAUUCGAGGACAAACUGACGCUGCCAGAAGCGCAAUCUUAUUGUGAUAAUUACUGGAGCCACGAUUCUUUCGUGGAGAUUAUCUCGUUGAUUAUUGAAAUUUUCAUCUCCGUAUUCUUCAGUUCUAUCGCAUUUGCGUACUAUCACCAACUUCUCGAUCCCCAAAGUGUUGCCAAUGUGUCACGAGUGCCUCGCUCAGAACCACACGAAGAAGCCUAUCCGUCGCAUUACAACCCCCCGUAUCUAGGAUAUGACGCACCGUCUCAGUAUGCACCGCCGGCCGGUCCUCCACCAGACGCAGAUUUCGAUGACGACAGUGUCACACUGUACGGCGGAGCAAAGCCUCCGAUCUAUACCGCAGAUGACAUGGACAAGUACGCAGAGGACAAGCAAGCAAAGACCAAUCCAUUCUCGGACUUUGAUGAGCCGGUGGAGGCUCUACCAGUCCCGUAUCGACCUCGACAUCCUCAAGACAUGGCCCCCUCUAAGACCACAAAAAAGUCCGGCAAGGCACGCUCCGCCCUCCAAGAUGUUGUAACUCGCGACUACACCAUCCACCUCCACAAGCGCGUGCACGGCCGCUCUUUCAAGAAACGCGCUCCUUGGGCUGUCAAGUCCGUCGUUGAUUUCGCGCAAAAGGCGAUGGGGACUGGGGACGUGCGGCUCGACCCAAAACUGAACCAGGCACUCUGGGCGCGGGGGAUCAAGUCGGUGCCUCACAGAAUACGUGUGAGACUGGAGCGCAAGCGAAAUGAUGAGGAGAACGCGAAGGAGAAGCUGUACACCUAUGCAUCAUAUGUCGAAGUUGAUUCGUUCAAGGGUUUGGAGACGGUAGUGGUUGACACUGAGUAG